AGGUGGGCACUGAAUUCUUAUCGGUAUGUUUGUUGCAUUUACUGUGUUUGCCCUGUUUGCGCUUCCUCCUGUGCAUGGACGGUGCAGGUCUGCUCAAUUCAAAUUGCAAAGGCCCCUUGGCAAAGCGCAGCCUUGUUUGAGAUCUGCCAGUGGGAGCCCGCGCUCACCCUUGGAUCGCAAGCUAAACCACUUUCGACUCUAGAGAGACAACCCUGGAACAUAGUUUCGCGCCGCCCCCUUUUUACCCCAGACUCAAGUUGACUUAAACUGCAUCCGUUUAAGAACACCAACGCUGUGCUAAUGAGUCCACCUGCCGCUGACAGCAGUAGCCACCGGCCGUGUCAUCUACCGUAUAUCCUUUUUGCCAGAAAGCUCAAACUGAAUUGGGUACCUCCAGACCAGCGAUAGACAAAUUGUUCAAUCGCCCUACCGAUACCCUCUUCCCGAACCACGCGCGAGGUUCUUCGAGAAACCGGCCGGGCUUACCGUCGGCUUGCGACGAUGCUUCCAGAAAUCCAGGACGAGGGCAAGAUGCUCCACUCGAGCGUUUUUAGCACGGUCUACUUGAUUGAUGGCAAGAGCGUGCGCAAAUAUCCCGAAGCGAGCCAGUUCCCGGAUUCACCACUCGUGGCACUCGAGAACGAGACGUGCGCGUACAAGACGAUUGGGCCACACCCUCGGAUUGCACGAUGGAUCCCCGCCGAGACAGCCGUGGCCGAGUAUGUCGAGAUCGAGUAUUAUCCGCACCGCAGUAUCCGUGACUACAUGCAAAAACAGAACAAUCAAGUCCCGCUCGCUCUGCGGAUCAAGUGGGGGGCGCAGAUGAUCGAAGCUCUGGCUGUGAUUCAUGCCAAAGGGGUCAUCCAUUCCGACUUGAAACUAGAACAGUAUCUGCUCGAUAACGACAUGAAUGCUCGGCUGUCGGACUUCAAUGCUGCCUCGUGCCCAGGGCGACCUGCACUUGGCUAUGAAAAAGCAACCCACUUCCUCCCAAGGCCGCCGGAGGAGGACAAUACCGUGCGCACUGACCUAUUCGCUCUGGGAUCCACGCUGUACGAGCUGGCGUAUGGGAACUUCCCGUAUCACGAGCUCUAUCCCGAUGAAGCUCUGCUCUUCUCGUCGAGCGAUUCAAAGCUACUGGCCUUCUAUCAUCAACGUCAGGGGGCUGAUGCCCAAGUUGAAAGAGCAUACGAACAAGGCUUGUUCCCGGACGUAUCUGGAAGUUUCUGUCAAAACACCAUUUUGGGUUGUUGGAACGGCAACUUCGCUUCUGCCCAGGAGGCCCUCCUUGCAUAUAAGUCUGAAAGCCGACACAUGUCUGCAAUUGAUGCAUCCUGUGAUGCCAUUGCUACGGAUGAGAUCAAAGCUGCUCUCUAGAAGAGACAGAAAAAUGAAUGUGUAUCCGUUGCCACGUAUGCAACCGCGCAUUUGAGGAUGAGUGAUUGAAGCCUCUCCUUGAUACCAGGCGUCAAGCCUGCGUACAAGCCUUCUGUUCUUCGCGUUUUCAGCAAAGCAUACGUAGGUAGUCCGACAUGUGUAUGCAGGUUUCUUGCCAACCCUUCGCCAUGAACAUCCCGCCAGAGAUUGAUCCUUGCCCUAAAUGCAAUAGUCAGGAAGGCGGACGAGAGCUAGAUUUCUUGGUAUUCGGUACGUCUGACCUGGUGAUGGCGGAUGUUGGCCGGUGUCGCCUUUGGCCAGUUGCUCCUGGCGGUUCAUUUGGAGCCGUUGGUCUUCUUCGUGCGGCUGGACCCGAGGUAGGUACGUUUG
Exophiala dermatitidis NIH/UT8656 is the source of this 1767-nucleotide messenger RNA. RefSeq lists its product as uncharacterized. The coding region runs from base 502 to 1377 and encodes 291 amino acids. Gene Ontology annotation, biological process: protein phosphorylation; intracellular signal transduction. The transcript has a single exon. NCBI's taxonomy places the organism in Eukaryota, Fungi, Ascomycota, Eurotiomycetes, Chaetothyriales, Herpotrichiellaceae. The record is from RefSeq and is a predicted model, not a curated record. Gene Ontology annotation, molecular function: protein serine/threonine kinase activity; ATP binding.